Messenger RNA from Eruca vesicaria subsp. sativa (arugula), 330 nucleotides. Lineage: Eukaryota; Viridiplantae; Streptophyta; Magnoliopsida; Brassicales; Brassicaceae. The record is from the annotation of a GenBank genome assembly.
AUGAGAAUGGAUUCAGUUUCCAAUUAUGACGUAGUGAAGGAAAAAAUCAAGGAAAAGCUGGAGAAUUUACGAGAUUGCCCUAUACGUGAAGAGGGACCUCUUAUUUAUCACCUUGAUGUUGCAGCGAUGUAUCCAAAUAUCAUCUUAACAAAUAGGCUUUUGCCACCAUCAAUAGUUACGAAUGAAAUUUGCCCCGCAUGUGAUUUCAACCGCCCGGGAAAAACGUGUCUUCGAAAACUUGAAUGGGUUUGGCGUGGGGUGACAUUCAUGGCAAAGAAAAGUGAUUAUUACCAUUUGAAGAAGCAGAUUGAGUCCGAAUUAAUUUAUUGA